UACUAGAAGAAGCGCGCAACGCCACAGAAAGCGCUGUCGUUUUACUUUAAACCUAAUAACCAGUAAACGAUGUCGUUUGGCAUUUGGCGGUGCUACAAAACUAGGCUAAAAUAAAAGCAAAAAGAUUCAAGUACAAAUGCAAUGCGAGAGUAUCGUUGAUUCUUGAUUACUGAAUCUGGCAAACAUUCUCUCUUCAUCGAAUGAAGAGACUAGGACUUGAAGGCGAAGGUCCUGCUAUUAAGGCUCUCGGUUCUCUCUUUAAGCUCACUGAAGUAUACUUAUGGGAUGAUGGUUGGGGGGAGACGUCAGAAACUGAAGGCUAUAAAUUGCAGCAAGAUGUUAAUGUUGCCUGCUCCACCAUAGUUUCUACGGAUAGUGAAUUUAACUCUUUAGCAGAGGAUGUAGAAUUGGCUGCACAGAUGAACGAACUGGGUCUUCCCUUUUCCUUCCAAACUAACAAGGAGAGGAGGAAUGGAAUGACCAGUGGCAAAAGGAAGGGUUCACAUAUGAAACAUUCUCAGAGCCAUAAAGAAACGAUGGAAGAAAUGCUAGAGUAUUCCAAAGUGAGUGAGCAGGAGAUGAUAUUUCCUACUAAUUUUCAUGAUACCAAAGGGAAAUCUUUAUGUUGCAUGUCAAUGCUGGGCCAAAGUGAAUCAUCUCAUUAUGAUGUUGCAGUGGAUGGCAGUGAAUCUCAAUGCCCCAUCAGAGAAGAUUCAUCAACAAGUUCAGGUAGAAUUUCUCGUUCUGUUGUCAAGAAACAAGUCUGUGAUGGAAUAUCUAAUGUUGUAUUGAAUAAUUAUGAGAACUAUGAUAUCAGAAUACAUGGUGAUCUUAUGUCAAAGGAUGGCAUGAAAAUUGUGGUGAGUUCAGCUCCUGUGGAAGCUAAACAUGUACCAGAGAGUAGUUUGACAGAUGCAAGAAAUGAAAACUCUUGUAAAGAACUUUGUGGACAUCUCAUGGAGUAUGACUGUUUAGAAGUAUCUUCAGUGGCUAUUUGUGGUAAAGAAGGCCAUAAAUUUUGCAUCAAUAACUUUAUUGAGCAGACACAGGCACCGGAAUUAGUUGUACAUUCUUCAAGGUUAGAAGUGGUCAACCAGGAGGAAAUUGACAUUUGUAGUAGUAAUGGUGAUUUUGCAGAUUGGAAGGUGUAUUGGGACUCUUUCUACCGUAGAAACUACUUCUACAACAUCAAAACACAUGCUUCUACUUGGGACGCUCCCCCAAGAAUGGAACAUCUACUCUUUGUUGACACUUGUGAUAAGUCCAAUGAAAUGACUGCUGAAAUGACCAAAACAGUUGUUGCCCCUUCGAUUUCUUAUGUCUUCUCUGAAUCAUCAGAUUUAUGUGUUUUGGGGAAUGAUGCUGAAUCAUUUGAUGAAUCUUUAAAUGAUGGUGGAUUAGUAGAUCAGCCACUUGACAAGGUUCCACAAGAAAGUGUAUGUGCUGUUUACCACUCUGUGUCUGGCAUUUGUUUGCCUUCCUGUAGCAGAAGUUUGGACCAUGUGGAUGGAAUUACUGGGAUAGGUAGAAGUCACAGUGAUUUCUUAAGCUUUGCAUCUAAUAACGAGGAGCGUGGCAACAGCCAGGAAACCAGUGUCGAGCAACUGGCUUUUGAUGAGUUGAACAACAGUGAGUUGCAGCUGCCAUCCAUAGACAAUUCUGGUGAAAUUGAGGGAAUUGAGCUCUUAGAUGAACUUGAUACCAACAAGGAAUGCAAAUAUGAAAUGGCCUUUCAGGUAUCAAAUGAUACCAGCUUUACCAGUCAACUCAUCGAAGCGGUGGAAGAGCAAGACGAUAUGUGUCUAGAAUCUGUGUUUGAUGCAAAAGAUAGAUUGGAUUUCCAACUUGACUCUGGCAGAACCAAACAGAAAAAGAAAGCUAGAAGAAGGCGUGCAAGUAGGAAAUUGUCCCAAAAAAUUGGAGAGGUUCAACUUGAAGGGAUGAGUGAACAGCUACCUGCUAAUAUUGGCAAAUACUGGUGUCAAAGGUACCUACUGUUUUCCAAAUUUGAUGAUGGUAUAAAAAUGGAUGAGGAAGGCUGGUUUUCUGUCACAUCAGAAGCCAUAGCUAAGCAUCAUGCAGUCCGUUGUGGUUAUGGAAUUGUAGUUGACUGUUUUACUGGAGUUGGUGGGAAUACCAUCCAAUUUGCUAUGAGGAGCAAACAUGUUAUUGCUGUUGAUAUUGAUCCGAUGAAAAUUGAUUAUGCAUAUCACAAUGCAAACAUCUAUGGAGUUGUCAACCAAAUAGAUUUCAUAGUGGGGGACUUUUUCCUUUUGGCACCAACAUUGAAGGCAGACACUGUCUUUCUGUCACCUCCUUGGGGAGGUCCUGACUAUGCUAAAGUGAAAACUUAUGACAUCCAGACAAUGCUUAAGCCAAAGGAUGGAUAUUUUCUCUUCAACCGCGCAAAGGAAAUUGCUUCAACAAUUGUUAUGUUUCUUCCAAGAAAUGUUGAUCUCAAUCAAUUGGCUGAGUUGGCUUUAUCAACUGUUCCUUCAUGGUCAUUAGAGGUUGAGAAGAACUAUCUGAAUGGCAAGCUGAAGGCAAUAACUGCUUACUUCAUACGGCACUUAGAUGAGAAUAAAUGAGCUCGGCUCAGGUGGGGUAAUCAAGAAAGGAGCAUUGCGGAACUGAGGUCAGCAUGUUGUGAUUUGACGCAAUACUUCUACAAUUUGUGUGUUAAAGCUUUCAUGUACAGUUUUAGAAAUCUAUUCAAUAUUUAUCUUAUGAGUUUUGUGUGUAAAUUUUGAUUAUUCAAUUGAGUAUAUAACUAAUGUGUUAUUUGUGAUUGUGUAUUACUUUAUCUUUAAUUCAAAAUUAUUCAUUCACAUGUGGGGGCACAUAGUUUUAUUGUUAUCUUACUUUUGGUUUCAUCUGCCUAAGUCAUGGGGAAAUGUUCACUCUUUGUUAAUGGUGUUCUAUCCCACAACCUUUUUUCGGUUUUAUAACAAUUCCUUCCUUACAUGUACAUGUGUUAAAAUUAGUUGCUGAAAGAAAUCCGUUUGAAGAAUAGCAAAGUCUCCUAAAUGGGUUUCUGAUUCUGUAGGCUGAAAUCAGUACCAAUUAGUUGGACUGAAAUGUGUUUGCAGAGCUACUAAAACUACAAGUUGUGGUCGUCCAACCACUUUAACUAACAGCUUUUAAGUUCAUCUGUGUGUUGCUCAUCUUGGGAACAGAGUCUUAAGUGGUUCAUUUCAUUACAAAUUAUACGGGAAGAAAUAAUUUAUAAAUCUUAAAUACACUUAAAAAUGGUGUCGGCUGGAGGAAGGCCUAGUGAAGUUGGUUGGGAGAAGGGCUCUUAGGCCAGGGAUGCGGUGUGCCAAAUAAUGAGCUUGCGGCGUGUAAAGUGAGCAUGUUUAUUCUUGUAAAUCAGUUAAUAAUCAAGAGUGCAACUGGAGUGGGUGACGCAUGAUGAAAGUUGGGACAAAGUACAUUUUUCAUGUUUCUAAUUCAACUAUUUGAACUUUGAUUUCGCCAA
Mangifera indica (mango) is the source of this 3478-nucleotide messenger RNA. RefSeq lists its product as uncharacterized. The record is from RefSeq and is a predicted model, not a curated record. The transcript has 12 exons. Gene Ontology annotation, molecular function: protein binding; RNA cap trimethylguanosine synthase activity. Lineage: Eukaryota; Viridiplantae; Streptophyta; Magnoliopsida; Sapindales; Anacardiaceae. The coding region runs from base 201 to 2588 and encodes 795 amino acids. Gene Ontology annotation, cellular component: nucleus. Gene Ontology annotation, biological process: 7-methylguanosine cap hypermethylation; 7-methylguanosine RNA capping.